AUGCAAGACACCUCCUCCAAACCUGAUGCUGCUGCGAUGACAGCCCAAAUAACCAGUCGCCCCACUGGUUCUUCGCUCGAAUCGUCGCCUUCGCAAUCUCAGGUCCGAGUCGGCGAACGGACCGGGACCGGGACCGGGACCGGGACCGGGACGUGCGAUUCCGGUGAUACAGCGACUUUGGCCGAGCCACCAAUUAGCCCGCCAUCAAUAAAGGAAAGGCUUCGGAUUGCAGUGGUCUGGAUUGGGCAGACGAUGCUGCACCAGUGGUUUCUGAUCGGGAUCGGGGUCGUGAUCGCGCUUGCUCACGUGAGUCAACUUCACCUACUUCACUCGGCGAGCUGCUUGCCGAGCAUGCCCGCGCACGUCUGGGAGCUGAUCACAUCCUCUUUUCAUUUUAUUUCAGUCGUUUCCGAACGUGGGGAGAGAAGGGGGUAUCGUCCACGCUCAGUGGUCCGUGAACGUGAGUCCAUGACCACAUGCUCCAGGGCUCAAAUUUUCAUCGUGGCGAGAUCUGAUCAAAGUCCAGCUUCUCGCAUCCCGCUGCACCACAGUACCUCCUCGUCGCGAUCAUUUUCUUUGUAUCCGGCCUCUCCCUCCCCUUGCAUAACAUUGUCAAGCGAUCGCGCGACUACAAGCUCCACCUCGUCACUCAAGCCUACAGCUUCCUCUUCUUCCCGACCGUAGUUUACGCGAUCGUGAAUAUUGUGCGAGCCGCGGACCCAACUUACACAAGAAUAAACGAGUGGGCUUUGGUGGGAAUGGUCGUCAUGGGGUGCGUGCCGACUACGGUCGUAAGUAUCACUGAAGCACUCUCACAGCGCGGCGUGAGAUUUGGCUCUAAUUCUUCGCUCGAUCCCGCUUCCCCCAUUUCCAGGCAAGUAACGUCGUGAUGACCGGUCAAGCAGGAGGCGACGAAUCCGCCGCGACGAUCGAGGUCAUCUUUGGCAACACCAUCGGCGUCUUCCUCACACCGGCUUUGCUGAGCGCUUUCAUGAGUGGGCCUUGGGCUUUUGGGGCACCCAGGGCUUCGGGCUCGGGCGGGACGGCGGAUAUUUAUCUGAAGGUUUUGAAGCAGGUGAGCAUCUUCAGCAUCGUUCCAGUUCGUUCCGUGAAGGCUGAAGAUGUUCAUCCGAACACAGCUCGGGUUCACCGUCUUCAUCCCCCUCGUCGUCGGUGAAGUGCUCCAAUCCACUUUUACCCACCAAGUCCAGUGGAUCCGGGCCCAUUGUCACCUCGCCAAAUUAUCAUCCUUAUGUUUGCUGGGUGUCAUCUGGUCCACAUUCUCGGGGGCGUUCUACGAGAACGUUUUCACUAAGAUUACGGGCGGUACAGUAGCCUUCAUCGUCUUGGUCGAUAGUGAGUCGAUACCGAUCUUUCGUAAGUGUCCCUUUCCUUGAAACGGCGAACUGACAAGGACCGUGCCCUCAACCCCACUCAGUCGGCCUCUUCGCACUCCACGCCCUCCUUCUCAUGCUCUUAGCAAGGCACACCCCAUUCCUACACCUCACACACUCCACCAAAUCGCGCUUUCUCCCAACCUUCUCCACCUCCUCCCCUCACGAAACCCUCUUUGACCCCUCGACAACCAUAGCGCUUAUAUUCCUCGGUUCAGCUAAAGGCGUCUCCUUAGGUGGUCCGAUCGCUUCGAUUUUGUAUGGGGCUGAAUCGGCGGAGCAUCAGAGUUUGGUCAAGCUACCUUUGGUGCUUUAUCAAGGAAGUCAAGUAGCGUUGGGGCAGGGGUUGGUUGUAAUCCUGCGCGCUUGGAAGAGGAGGAUUGAUAGGAGAGAUGCGGUGGCCUUGGCGGGGGAGAAGAAUGUGGAUGUAGAGGUGGUGGCGUCCAAAGGCGGGGAGAAGGAUCUAGAGAGCUCUCGUUGA
Messenger RNA from Microbotryum saponariae, 1875 nucleotides. Lineage: Eukaryota; Fungi; Basidiomycota; Microbotryomycetes; Microbotryales; Microbotryaceae. The record is from the annotation of a GenBank genome assembly.